Messenger RNA from Punica granatum (pomegranate), 1622 nucleotides. NCBI's taxonomy places the organism in Eukaryota, Viridiplantae, Streptophyta, Magnoliopsida, Myrtales, Lythraceae. The record is from RefSeq and is a predicted model, not a curated record.
UAUUUGAUUAUUGUCUAGUGGAUGUAUUAUAUUAUUCUCCUAUUGUCUCUAUCUACGUACUGGUGCAGUUGACUUUCAGACAAAUGAAAGUAUAGCUCUGUGCUAUACUUGUAAGAUUGAGAUAUGCAUUAAACUGCUUUGCCGGUUCUGGCGAAGAAAUCCAAGCACAAGUAUCCAUUUCUCUUUGGAACAGAAACAAAGCAGGGGGUUUUCCUCGAUGUAUCUCUUGAUCGGGAGCAAAUGGAGCAUAUAAAGACAUCAGAGCCCAAUCAGAAGAUAGCAUAUGAAAGUUCUUCUUGGAUUCACCUGUGAAUGAGGGAUGGGUGAAGGGGAACAUGAUACUGGACCUCUGCAGAACUCUGUGUUAGCUAUGGAGACUGAAGAAUUUAUUCCGGUGAACGAUUCAGAUGACCUUCCCCAACUCCUUGCAGUCAAGGGAUGGACAUGGUGGUCCCUGGUGGCUCUGAACAUCGCAUUCCUCUUAAUUGGGCAAGCAGCGGCAGUCACCUUGGGGAAGCUCUACUAUGAGAAAGGCGGGAAGAGUAAUUGGAUGGCUGCUCUUGUUCAAACUGCUGGAUUCCCAAUCCUUUUAAUCCCUCUCGUGCUCUUUCCUUCUACAAAAUCUUUGAAGACCGCCAUCACCACUUACUCCUCUGACCCUUCGGUCUUUGCUGUCGUUGUGAUGUAUAUUGUCCUCGGUAUUCUUCUGGCAGGGGACAAUAUGCUCUACUCUCUAGGCCUUCUAUACCUCCCGAUGUCGACUUACUCUCUUCUCACUGCAACUCAGUUGGUGUUCAGCACUACACUCUCGUUCUUCAUCAAUGCACAGAAACUCACCCUUCUAAUAUGCAACUCAGUAGUUCUGCUCACCCUCUCGGCCUCUUUAGUGGUAGUGCAGCCUGUCGGCUCUACGGACUCAAAGAAGUACUCGAAGGAAAAGCACGUUAUCGGGUUCAUCUGCACGGUGCUUGCAUCGGCAGCUUAUGCACUAUUGCUCUCUCUGAUGCAGAUCUCAUUUGAGAAACUAAUCAAGAGGGAGACAUUCUCGGUGGUUCUUGACAUGCAAAUUUACACGUCGCUCGUUGCUUCCUGCGUUUGCGUGGUAGGUUUGUUUGCAAGCGGUGAAGCGUGGGGUCUGAAGAAUGAAAUGGAAGGGUUCAAGGAAGGGAAGACAGUUUAUGUGCUGGGUCUGGUAGGUUCGGCUUUAGCUUGGCAGGUUAGCUCGGUGGGAGUCGUGGGGCUCAUCUUCUUAGUUUCUUCUCUCUUCUCUAACGUGAUCAGUAUGUUGACGCUGCCUCUUGCACCUGUUGCUGGUGUUCUCUUCUACGGUGAAAGUAUGACCUGGGAGAAGAUAGUCGCAAUGUUUUUGGCUGCGAUGGGAUGCUCUUCUUACAUCUAUCAGCAAUAUCUCGAUGACAUGAAUUCCCAAGCAGAAGAAAGUGAAGAGCUAGGCAGUUCUUAGCAUGUACGCAUGGAUGGACUAUCCGUGGGACGCUUGACGUAUUUCAUCUAACCUUACCAACAAGAAUGGCUCCAAAAAUCCAUGGUAGACAUUUUUGUGGUGAUUCAAUAGGCCAACUUUGUAGGUGAGAUCACAAAUCACGUCCCAGCUGUGCUGGGUC